Molecule: messenger RNA, 995 nt
Organism: Cylicocyclus nassatus
Lineage: Eukaryota; Metazoa; Nematoda; Chromadorea; Rhabditida; Strongylidae
Source: the annotation of a GenBank genome assembly
AUGAAUGACAUAGUUGCUGACAAGAAGAAAACCAAGAUUAAAAUUUGGGAUACAAAAAGAAUUAUCUGCGUUUUUACAUUGUCGAAAGUCAUGCUUGUCGAAAACGGACCGGAUGCGAAUCACCCUGUCAUCAGGACUCUCUAUGACCAUCUCGAUGAAGUGACCGUUGUUGCCUUCCAUCCACGUGAGCAGAUCCUUGUUUCUGGCUCUACGGAUAAAACGGUCAAGUUGUUCGACUUCUCCAAAACUGCUGUGAAAAGAGCCAUGAAAACGUUAUCGGAAGUGUUCCCUGUACGUGCGCUGUCAUUCCAUCCUGGUGGUGAAUUUCUUCUUGUGACUACGGACCAUCCCACAAUUCGUCUUUACAAUGUUGAAACUGCACAAUGUUUCGUCUGUUCGGCUCCUGGAGACCAGCAUAAGGAUGUCGUUAUGGAUGUGAAUUAUUCUGACAAUGCUAGACUUUACGUGACCGGAUCGAAAGAUGGUGAUGUGAAGGUAUGGGAUGGCAUUUCAAAUCGAUGUGUGGAAACAUUUAGCCGCGCUCAUGAUGGUGCUGCAAUCUGCUCUGCCAAAUUCACGAGGAAUGGAAAGUAUAUACUAACAAGCGGCAUGGACAGUAUUGUCAAACUGUGGGAGUUAUCAACGAAUCGCUGUCUGAUCGCUUAUACUGGUGCAGGUGCUACUGGAAGGCAAGAAUUCCCGGUGAAGGCAACUUUCAAUCAUAAUGAGGAUUACGUUUUAUUCCCCGAUGAAAAGUCCGGCAGUUUAUGUUCAUGGGAUGCAAGGAAUUCUGACAGGAAGCGGUUGCUAGCUCUAGGUCACACUGCUGCAACCCGAGUUUUUGUCCAUUCUCCCACUGUACCUGCCUUUUUGACGGGUAGUGACGAUUUUCGAGCACGAUUCUGGUUUCGGAAAGGAUCUAGCUAUUAAAGAUUUUUUAAUAGGUCAUUUAUGUUUGAUUGGAUAGAUUUAGUGCUUCAACUCCACUUCAGGAU